AUGUUAUAUAAAAAAAUCAAAAACGAAGAGAUCAUCAUGCCAGCCGAGCAAACUGGUCUGGUGAAAGAGAACUAUUUGUGGAAGGUCCUCAUGAAGCGAGGAACUCUCCCCGAAGGAAGGUUCAAGGACUGUCCUAAAGGAGUCCUCGACGAGGAAGUGUUCACCUUGUCGUGGUCUCCGACACUGGUUGCCUUGUCCUACCUCCUAGACAGAUGCGUAGACGAUACGUUACUCAUCCAGAAACUAAUGUCAGGCUAUCGGAAGUGUGCUACGAUUGCUGCUCAUUAUGGCCGCUACGAAGUUUUUGAUCACCUUAUUCUAGCACUAUACAAAUUCACCGGUAUAUCUUCGGCCGAUUCACCAUUAGGCGUUCUCCAAUUGCUCGGAGGCGACCAACGAGCACAAUUAACUGCGAAGAUGAUGUUCACAUUGGCUCACAAACACGGCGACGUGAUGAAAGAAGGCUGGAAACAGCUUGUUGAUUGUUCGCUAAUUUUAUACAAAAGUGGCCUGAUGCCGGCGAGUAUGACCACGGCCGACGAUUUCGUCGAGACCAAGGGCUGCGUCUCGAUCGCCAGAAGACCUCAGGAGAGCAAUGCCAGGGCUGAGCACGGACUUAUCAGCAGUAUCGUCUCCCAUAUCACCUCGUCUGUGAGCGCGGCUCAGAAGGAACAGGAGGCUCAGCUACGCAAGAUCGCGCAGACUUGUGUGAUCAACUUCCAUCCGGAAUUCAUAUUUUCCGAAUCGACGUUCCUGCGCACAUCGGCGCUCGAGGAAUUGAUCAAGGUUCUCAUCGCCCCAUGCCCCGUUCCUCCCUCGCAUUCGUUCGUCAACGACACGGGCUACGACGAGGAGUCGACUGUUUUCGCUCUGGAACUGCUCGUGAAGGUGGUCUUGAAGAAUAAGGACCGAACCAUCGGCUGCUAUUUGGAACCCGAUCUAGAGUGGUCGUCAAGCAACAACCUAGACAUCCAUGUUAUUCCGGCAGAGGGAGGGUCCUGA
Galendromus occidentalis (western predatory mite) is the source of this 1002-nucleotide messenger RNA. Its product is annotated as Golgi-specific brefeldin A-resistance guanine nucleotide exchange factor 1-like. The coding region runs from base 1 to 1002 and encodes 333 amino acids. The transcript has 3 exons. NCBI's taxonomy places the organism in Eukaryota, Metazoa, Arthropoda, Arachnida, Mesostigmata, Phytoseiidae. The record is from RefSeq and is a predicted model, not a curated record.